This is a messenger RNA of Physeter macrocephalus (sperm whale), 925 nucleotides long. It is a transcript of the gene CSRP2, whose product is annotated as cysteine and glycine rich protein 2. Gene Ontology annotation, biological process: actin cytoskeleton organization. The transcript has 6 exons. Lineage: Eukaryota; Metazoa; Chordata; Mammalia; Artiodactyla; Physeteridae. Gene Ontology annotation, cellular component: cytoplasm. The record is from RefSeq and is a predicted model, not a curated record. Bases 110 to 691 code for a protein of 193 amino acids.
CGCUCCCUGCGUCCCGGCUCCCGGACUCCCGCCGCGCUCUCUCCGACCGCUUCUCGCUAUUUCCGCCCUUGGUGCGUGGUCCUGCUUGCGACUCGAGUGAGUAGGAAGGAUGCCCGUCUGGGGAGGUGGCAACAAGUGCGGGGCCUGUGGGAGGACUGUGUACCACGCAGAGGAGGUGCAGUGCGAUGGCCGGAGCUUCCACCGCUGCUGCUUCCUGUGCAUGGUUUGCAGGAAAAAUUUAGAUAGUACAACAGUGGCAAUUCACGAUGACGAGAUCUACUGCAAAUCCUGCUAUGGAAAGAAGUACGGGCCGAAGGGCUAUGGGUACGGCCAGGGCGCGGGCACACUCAACAUGGACCGGGGCGAGAGGCUGGGCAUCAAGCCCGAGAGUGUUCAACCUCACAGGCCUACGACAAAUCCAAAUACUUCUAAAUUUGCUCAGAAAUACGGAGGUGCUGAGAAGUGUUCCAGAUGUGGGGAUUCUGUGUACGCUGCCGAGAAGAUCAUUGGAGCUGGAAAGCCCUGGCACAAAAACUGCUUCCGAUGUGCCAAGUGUGGGAAGAGUCUUGAGUCAACAACUCUGACUGAGAAAGAAGGUGAAAUCUAUUGUAAAGGAUGCUAUGCGAAAAACUUUGGGCCCAAGGGAUUUGGCUAUGGCCAAGGAGCAGGAGCCCUUGUUCAUGCUCAGUAGAGGUGCAAACCCAAGACCAAGAUCACACACUGAGAAGCUCUACAUAAUCUAGGCACAGAUAAUCUAACAAACACUAAACUACUGUGAAAUUCUACCAGUACUUAAGUACUGUAUGUUGCCCUGUACUUGGAUAGGCCAGCUGACUAGUAGGAAGAGAGCACUAUAUCUUUUCGCUUUAUUCAUCAGCAUUUCAAGAACCAUUUCUUUUACGUUUUAAAUAAAACUUCAGCUUAA